Molecule: messenger RNA, 315 nt
Organism: Ogataea philodendri
Lineage: Eukaryota; Fungi; Ascomycota; Pichiomycetes; Pichiales; Pichiaceae
Exons: 1
Coding region: 1-315 (104 amino acids)
Source: RefSeq, a predicted model, not a curated record
AUGGCCUUGACCAACGACGACUCGAAGUUGUUGUCCUCGAUCUUCAUGUUGUCAAUCUUCUUGAGCGACUCGAUGAUCGGCUCGAUCUGCGACAUGAGCCGUUCCAGCUUCUCCUGUCCCUUCUGCGCCUCCAGUCCAGAGUCGUCCUCGAUCAGCUUGUCUCCGCAGACAGAACACUCGAACGACGUCUUGUCGUCACUCAGAAGCGACGAAGCGUCCAAAAGAGAGUAUUUCGUCCGACAAGACGGACACAUGUACCCCUGUGGGUCGCUCAACUGGUCCACCUCGUCCUUGACCAUCUUGACCAGAAAAUGA